Molecule: messenger RNA, 2295 nt
Organism: Triticum urartu
Lineage: Eukaryota; Viridiplantae; Streptophyta; Magnoliopsida; Poales; Poaceae
Product: putative F-box/FBD/LRR-repeat protein At4g03220
Molecular function (GO): protein binding
Source: RefSeq, a predicted model, not a curated record
AGGACAUUUUGGCCAGAGCAAAGGUCGGCUUUGGGGAUUUUCCAUGGAGAAGGGGGAAGUAGUACGCCGUACCAAGCUCGGUCCAGCCGCCGGCGGCGGCGGAGGACGAGGAGGAGGAGCACGCCGUCCCAAGAUGGGUCCAGGCGGCGGAGGAGCCGACCUCAUCAGCGCCCUCCCGGAGGAUCUGCUUCUCCAGGUCCUCGGGUGCCUCCGAUGCGCCCGCGCCGCCGCGCGCACCAGCAUCCUCUCCCGCCGGUGGCGCGGCCUCUGGACCCGCCUCCCCGACCUCGUCUUCCGCGGCGUCGCGCUCCGCUCCCUCCAAGCGGCGCUCGCCUCGGUCCAAGCCGCGGCCGGCCCCGUGGGGGUGACCCUCCUCGACAUGUGCGUUCCCGACGCGCUCCUACACUCCGUCCGCGAGUACGACAUGCCCCCGCUGCUCCACGCCGCCGCGGCGCUCUCGCCGGUGGACCUCCGCCUCGCCGUGGGGGAGGGCACGCAGCGCCUGUACGUGCAGGUGGAGGUGCCCCGCCUCCCCCGCGCCAUCUCGGUGGAGCUUCAAGGCCUGGAUCUCGUGUUCGCCGACCCGCGCCGCAGCUGGCUGGGGUUCCCCGCGCUGGAGACGCUCUCCCUCACCGGCUGCCGCGCCAACCUCACGGACCUGGUCCUCCGCUGCCCGCGCCUGCGCGUCUUCAGACUCAGGGAGGACCACGGCGCCCACCACAUGAACAUCAUCAUCAGGUCCUCGUCGCUGCAGGAGCUCCAUGUGGACACCAGGAUCCCCUUCACCUACCGCAUCGACAUCAGGGCGCCCGCGCUCAAGCGAUUGGCCAUGUCCUUCAGCACCAGCGACAAGAUCAUUGUGCUGGUGUCCGUUUUGGCGCCAAUGCUGGAGACGGUCUCAUGGCGCUGCACCUAUUCCACAGUGUCUGCCCGGCUUGGUCUUUGGGGCCUCUCAGAGGUGAGGUUACAGACGGAGGAGAACAAUGGACAUGGCGGGCAGCUUCCUCCUCACGUCAAUGUCCUGUCGCUCUUCGUGGCUGCAGAUGAUUCAUAUGAGUUUCCAGAGGAAGUCAGCCUUAGGACGGAGAUAGAGAAACAUAUGGUUACCCAUUUCUCUGUUUUGGAGCUACGUGUCGAAACAUGGGGGCAUGUUUUUGGAGCAUUUGCAUUGCACAUCCUUGAAAUGGAUCAGAUUUCCACUGCUAUACAAAGCCUUAAAGUCAUCCUGCUGAGUUCAGAGGAUGAUGAAGCAUGCCCACAAAAUUGCCCUUGUGAGGAGCCCAGUAACUGGAGAAGCCAAACUAUCUCCUUGACCAAUCUUGAAAAAGUGGAAAUCAAAGGCUUCCAAGGAGAAGGUCAUGAGUUUGAUUUCUUGAAACUGGUAUUUAGAUGCGUACCAAUGCUGAAAACAAUGUCUGUGAGGCUGUCAGAUGAGGUCACAGCAAGUAACGACGAUUGCUGCAAGAAAAUACAUGACGUCUUCAAGAUGUAUCCUUUUGUGGAAUGCAAUGUGAUUGUGGAUCUUAGUCCUGAGUCAACAGACAGCAGCCAUGGUGGUGCCUCGACAUGAUCCUCAGUUGCCACAUUUGCCGAAUCAGGUGGGUUGUCAAAGAGACCGUCUUCUACCGUGCUGGCUGACUCCACUAGCUACCUAGUUCCAGGAUUUUGCUUGGUGGCUUGAUAUGUUAUUUUGCUAUUGCAGUGGAGCCACAGGCACGAAAUGUUGCGCUCUUAGUUAAUGCAUUAGCGGUAGCCAUUGCCUGAUUGCGUAGCAAUUACCAGAUUUAGUGGACUCAACUUAUGUCAGCCUGCCCAAGUGAUGUUCUGUAAGCCUAUUAUGGCUUGUAUGCUUUUCUUGGCCAGCAUGUUCCUGAUUAGCAAACUCGGUAUGGCACUACAUGGUCGUUUAAGGCAUCACUGCUUAAAAUGUUGGAAGGAAAAAUGAAGUUGCAUACUACACUAAAACAUCUGGCGCACAACUGCGUUGUCAAGUGUUGCGGAAAUGGGUAGCACCUACAGUGGCCAGAGCUUUUCAUGAUGCCGUCGCCUCAUUGUGGCCUCAACUGGGUGUGAUGAAGCCUGUUGGAGUUGAGUUUGUGCUUUGGUUCAUUUGAUGCUCUGUACCAUCCUAAUCAAACUAGCCUCAGAUUCAAACUGCAGCAAUCUGGAAUAGUUUCUGUGCAUUCCGGAUGGGUUGAUCCCAUGGUUGUCUGAAUUUUAUGUAGUAUGAAAAGGUUUGUGACAUUCCCAUAUGAAAAAGAUUUGCUGUUCUUGCUAAGGAAAUUGUGUCCUUGA